This is a messenger RNA of Kalmanozyma brasiliensis GHG001, 639 nucleotides long. Its product is annotated as 2',3'-cyclic-nucleotide 3'-phosphodiesterase. Gene Ontology annotation, biological process: cyclic nucleotide metabolic process. The record is from RefSeq and is a predicted model, not a curated record. NCBI's taxonomy places the organism in Eukaryota, Fungi, Basidiomycota, Ustilaginomycetes, Ustilaginales. Bases 1 to 639 code for a protein of 212 amino acids. The transcript has a single exon. Gene Ontology annotation, molecular function: 2',3'-cyclic-nucleotide 3'-phosphodiesterase activity.
AUGCCGACGAUGGCGAUGGACAAGUUCUCAGGGCUGUGUUUGUGGUUGGUCCCCUCCUCCUCCGCUUCGCAGCUGGAGUUGAACGAUGCGAUUCGGGGCGUGAUGUGCGACUUGCGCGCUGCCAAUCCCGGUUGCUCGGGGGAGUUCAGUACGCACGCGACGCUCGUUUCUGCCCUUGGCGAUCGCACCAUCCCCGCCGACGAGCUGCGCACCGUGACAGAAGGAGCCGUGGACGAGUGGCGCAAGCUUCACGGUGCAAGAGGGUUGACGGUGCCAUUCAAAGACGUCACAACCAAAGGCCGCUACUUCCAAUGCAUCCUCCUCGCCCUUCAACCCACACUCGCGCUAAAGGGGCUCAACAGCAUCGCAAACAGGACAGUCGACAAGCAUUUCCCACCCCCACCAUCCGCAAAGGAGAAAGAGGAGUUCUUCCCCCACAUCUCCCUGCUCUAUGCCGACCUCACCGUCAAACAAGCGCAGGAACAGAUCGAUGGGCUGCGAGAACAGGGUGUGUUCAGGACCAAGGGCGAAAGUGUAGAGUUCAAGGGUUUUAAAGAGGUCACGUUUGGCAGUGUCGAGGUGUGGGAUUGCACAGGACGGCCGGAGGAAUGGAAGAGGGUGCACAGCAUACCGCUGUAA